AUGUCGACCAGCGAAACUAAAGAGAUGACCGGCAAACACCGUGAAAAGGAGAGAGGGGGUACUUUCCACAGGGUGGCCUAUUUUCUCCUUCGGAUGAGCGAGCUUGUUUGUGCCGUCAUUGUGCUUGCAAUCCUCGCUCGCUUCACGUACCUUGUUGGCAUCGCCCGGGUCGACGUGCAGGGCCGUAUUGUGUACGCAUUGGUCAUUGCGUCUAUCGCUACCGCCUUCUCGAUCCUCUUCUGCCUGCCCAUCAACGCCCUGUCGAUGAGCUUCCCGUUCGACUUCAUCCUCUUCGUUGGCUGGCUCGUUGCGUUUUCUCUACUUGCAUCUGAAUCCAGGCACUGCUCGUCAGGCUGGUACAACAACUACUGGGGUUACUACUGGGGCCGGUGGUGGCGGACUGGCCCUGUCGGGACAGUCGCUGUUGGGAACACUGGCUGUGGCUAUUGGAGAACAACGCUCGCUUUCUCCUUUCUGGCGUCCAUGGCUCAUCUGCUCAGCUUCAUCUUAGGCAUCUACGUCUUCCGCACGUAUGUCAGAGUCAAGGACACUGUCGCCACCGCAAAGAGGCAGGCCGGGAAACUGCGAAAGUAUGUGAUACACCCCUCGCAACGUUACCGUCAGCAGAUACUCACCAUUUCCACCAAGAUCGCAUUCUGCCACCCACCUAGAGAAUGGGACCAACAGAGCGACCUCAACGCCGCCAGGGACCGCUGGGACGGACAAUCCGCCAAUGUCGACAGUCCCUCGAGACCCUGCUCAGCAGUGGACGACCUCUUGUCCGAGCUUUUGUUACACGACUGA
Molecule: messenger RNA, 804 nt
Organism: Emericellopsis cladophorae
Lineage: Eukaryota; Fungi; Ascomycota; Sordariomycetes; Hypocreales; Bionectriaceae
Exons: 4
Coding region: 1-804 (267 amino acids)
Cellular component (GO): membrane
Source: RefSeq, a predicted model, not a curated record